AUGGUAAAAGAAACAAAAUUAUAUGAUUUGUUAGGAGUCACCCCUUCAGCAAAUGAACAAGAGAUAAAAAAAGGUUAUAGGAAAGCUGCCCUAAAGUACCAUCCAGAUAAACCUACUGGUGAUACGGAAAAAUUCAAACAAAUUUCAGAAGCAUAUGAAAUCCUAAGUGAUUCAAAUAAAAGAGAAAUAUAUGAUCAAUAUGGGUUAGAAGCGGCCAGGAAUGGUGGUGCUAUGCCUAUGCCAGGACAAGAUGGUACCACGUUUACCUCAACUGGUGGAUUCCCAGGUGGUGGUGGUGCUCAUGCUUUCUCAAACGAAGAUGCAUUUAAUAUAUUUUCACAAUUCUUUGGAGGCGGCGGUUCAGAUGGUGGGUUUGGUUUCCAAAGUUUCCCAGGCUCCGGAGGUAGUGGUCACACUAAUGUUAAAUUUAGUUCUAGUGGUUUCCCAGGAGGGUUUGGUGGAAUGUCACAGGAGAUGCCUGGUGGAUUUUCUAGUGCAAGCACCGGUGGUAUUCCAAACGGAUUCAAUAGUCCAUAUGAAGAACGAAUGUCUGCACAAGAAGAAGGUGUUGACGAAGUCCAUAUUUCUGUUAGUCUAGAAGAUUUGUUCGCUGGUAAAAAGAAAUCUUUUAAGAUUGGUAGAAAAGGACCUGGUGGCGUACAGGAAAAGACACAAAUUGAUAUCCAAUUAAAACCUGGUUGGAAGGCAGGGACCAAACUAACGUAUAAGAAUAAAGGUGAUUAUAAUCCAAGGACGCAUGGGAGGAAAACAUUACAGUUCAUUAUUGAUGAAAAACCACAUCCUACUUUCCAACGAGAAGAUGAUAAUUUAGUAUGUACUGUGCCUUUAACUUUCAAAGAAUCCUUGUUAGGGUUUUCUAAAACAGUACAAACGAUUGAUGGAAGAAAUUUACCAAUAUCAAGAUCACAACCUAUACAACCUACUGAAAUCACAAGAUAUCCAGGUCAAGGUAUGCCAAUUUCAAAGAAACCGGGCCAGAGAGGUGAUUUGAUUGUUAAAUAUAAAAUAGCGUACCCAAUAACGUUAACACAAGCGCAAAGAGAUGCCAUUAAAACAAAUUUUAAUGUCUGA
Molecule: messenger RNA, 1092 nt
Organism: Naumovozyma dairenensis CBS 421
Lineage: Eukaryota; Fungi; Ascomycota; Saccharomycetes; Saccharomycetales; Saccharomycetaceae
Exons: 1
Coding region: 1-1092 (363 amino acids)
Biological process (GO): translational initiation
Cellular component (GO): cytosol
Molecular function (GO): protein-folding chaperone binding
Source: RefSeq, a predicted model, not a curated record